This is a messenger RNA of Symbiodinium natans, 486 nucleotides long. Lineage: Eukaryota; Dinophyceae; Suessiales; Symbiodiniaceae. The record is from the annotation of a GenBank genome assembly.
AUGAACAACCCGACAGGUCUCAAAAAGGGCCUGGUGCAGCAGUGGCAAGCGGCAACUAGCGCCAUGGACAAGUUCCAGUUCCUCAAAUCAUUCCUCCUGGACCGGGAUAUGGCAGAUAUCACGGUGGAUGCGUAUUACGAGAACGAGACCAAAGAGCGUUACGUGGAACUCCCCCUGUGUGAGAUCAAGGAGAAAUAUGAGAAACUACCUGGGGGCAAGGAGUUUGUGGCGGACAUAGUGGCAAACCAAAAGGGAAAGGAGCAUCCACAAAGCAAGAGUGAAGCCUGGCGCAUUUACAAAGUCUUCAACUGCGUGGACAUAUCAAGCCUGCUGCCUCAAUCUGCCAAUAUGAUUCCGAACCUCAAUAACCAGGAGCCCCAAACCCCAAAUGGCACUCGAAGGUGGCAACCUGACCCGAGUCGGGAACAAGACGACAGCCUCUGCUGCUGUCUCGAGGAACAAAGCAGAAAGGCUUGGGGUCGCUGA